Molecule: messenger RNA, 1155 nt
Organism: Impatiens glandulifera
Lineage: Eukaryota; Viridiplantae; Streptophyta; Magnoliopsida; Ericales; Balsaminaceae
Product: protein ASYMMETRIC LEAVES 2
Exons: 2
Coding region: 335-979 (214 amino acids)
Source: RefSeq, a predicted model, not a curated record
AUGUUAUGGCUAAAAAUCUCUUCUUUAUAGGCACAUGAACUAACUUUAAAGCUUCCUUAGAAUAUGGGUCUUUGACAUUGGAUGAAAUUCAAGCAACAUCUCUCUCUUUCUUUCUCUCUCUCACAUAGUGAAUGAGUGAUGCUGCCUAGGGAAGAGCGAGAGUAAGAAAUAAUGGGCCCCCAUUAUUUAUUUUCAUUGUAAUGUUCAUUCAUACAUACAUACACAUACACGAGAUCCGAUCUUCAAAACCAGCUGGAGAGCUCCUCGUUAGCUGAUCCAGAUCUUCAAUCUUCAUCAUAUACCAUAACAAAAAAAGAAAAAAAAAACUAUACACAUGUCUUCUUCCUCAUCAACCAGCUCCCCCUGCGCCGCAUGCAAAUUCCUCCGCCGAAAAUGCCAGCCAGAGUGCGUUUUCGCGCCCUAUUUCCCUCCCGACCAGCCACAAAAAUUUGCAAACGUUCACAAAGUGUUCGGAGCUAGCAACGUUACAAAGCUUCUCAACGAACUUCAUCCCCACCAACGGGAAGACGCCGUGAACUCGCUAGCAUACGAAGCCGACAUGCGUCUCCGCGACCCAGUCUACGGUUGUGUCGGAGUAAUCUCUCUCCUCCAACACCAGCUCCGACAGCUCCAGAUCGAUCUAUCAUGUGCCAAAUCGGAACUAUCCAAGUAUCAAUCACUCAGUAAUUACGGGAUCAACCCUUUCAACAGCGGCGGUGCCAAUAGUAAUAAUAAUAAUAAUAAUUAUCAUCAUCAUCAGUUCUUUCCAAGUAAUAACAUCAGCAGCCAGUAUCAACAACAGCCACAACAACAACAACAAGUGGUUGAUUACUUAAGAACACCGACCGCAAACAACAACAAUAGUAAUAAUAAUAAUAACUACGACCAAAUCAUCGGUUUACAUGGGCAUCAUCAGUUUCAACAAUCUUUACCUAGAGGAUUGACCGGUGAUGACAGGAGGACAACCGUUGAUCCUUAGCUAGAGAGUUUUAGAUUCAUGAGGUUGAACUUUACAAAACCCUAAGGUACUAAAUUAUUAAUUAAUUGAUAUAGGGUAUCCUAUACUUUUCAUAAUCAUGCUAUAUUUAUUUUUGUUAGUUUGGGAUUUAAAUCUUGGUUAUCAUUACUAAUAAUUGCACGGGUUAUUGAAUUUCA